Molecule: messenger RNA, 831 nt
Organism: Fusarium pseudograminearum CS3096
Lineage: Eukaryota; Fungi; Ascomycota; Sordariomycetes; Hypocreales; Nectriaceae
Exons: 2
Coding region: 1-831 (276 amino acids)
Source: RefSeq, a predicted model, not a curated record
AUGUUGUUAAGUAUGGACGUUAUGAAAGUGCGAGACUGGACAUAUCUCGAGGACCCUCCACAAGACAUUGGCCCAGCUCGACAUCUACUCGAGUUCUACAGCAAAAUCCCAUUCAAUGACUUGGACGGUCAUAUACGCCGGGUUCGAGAGAAGGCCUGGUGCGUCUCGCAGUAUCCUUGCGUUGGACGAUGGAAAUUCCUUUAUAUCCCAGACCCAAAAGACCCUCGCUAUCAACAAGCCCUUUUCCGCCUCAAUGUCGCCGGCUCUAGGGAUGUCCUUCUCGAUCUCGGAUGUGGUGUCGGACAAGUGAUCCGACAAUUCCGCGCGGAUGGGGUUGACGGCGCUCAACUCAUCGGUACUGAUCUGCAGUCCAAGUUUAUCGACAUUGGCUAUGACUUGUUCCAAGAUCGACAUCAACUAGGCGCUUCUUUUGUCGCCGGCGAUAUGCUGGACCCCGAGGACAAGCAGAUGGCUUCUUUACGCGGCAAGAUCACCAUGGUCCAUGCAGGUAGUUUCUUCCAUCUUUUCAACUGGAUCCAGCAACUUUAUAUCGGCAAACGCGUUGUCGAAUUUCUAAAGCCAGGUACCAGAAACGCAAUCAUUUAUGGCCGCCAAGUCGGCACCAACCACCCGGGACCGACCUCGACCAGCACUCGAUCUGCUUACUUGCACGACCAAGCGAGCUUCCAACGACUAUGGGACGAAGUUGGUGGUCUGACCAAGACGCGAUGGCAGGUCCAGGUCGAACCAACAGGAGAGCCUGUAUCCAAAGUGCCUGGCUUCAACAGCCAUGCAUUUCCAGUCAACUUCACUGUCUACCAAGUAUCAUGA